Messenger RNA from Carassius carassius (crucian carp), 1022 nucleotides. It is a transcript of the gene fxyd3, whose product is annotated as FXYD domain containing ion transport regulator 3. The record is from RefSeq and is a predicted model, not a curated record. The coding region runs from base 171 to 440 and encodes 89 amino acids. The transcript has 8 exons. Gene Ontology annotation, cellular component: membrane. Gene Ontology annotation, molecular function: sodium channel regulator activity. Gene Ontology annotation, biological process: regulation of sodium ion transmembrane transporter activity. NCBI's taxonomy places the organism in Eukaryota, Metazoa, Chordata, Actinopteri, Cypriniformes, Cyprinidae.
AUUCAUAACUCAACCCACUCAGGACUGAGCCAACCUGUUGAGCGUAUGGUGUAGGGUGUUGGUUUCAGUCUGUCUAGAUCAGAUCUUUACGGGUGGUUCCUUAACAACCACGUCUCAAACCUCUACAUUUCACUUUCUUUCUCCUUCAAAAGGGUUAAAUCCAAACUGUCAUGAUGAAGACUUUGGCACUAGUUUUCUUGCCACUUUUGUCCCUUGUGUUGGCAGAAGGUCAGCAGAAAACAGAGGAGGACCCCUUCUCUUUUGAUUAUCACAGACUUCGGGUCGGAGGUCUGAUCUUGGCAGCAGUUCUCUGUCUAAUUGGCAUCACUAUUCUUCUAAGUGGACACUGCAGAUGCAAAUUCAAUCAAGACAAGAGGAGGAGGACAGGAAGUAACGCUCAAGCGAUGCUCAAUGACACAGCAAGGGCCAGUGAAUGCUAAAUACCUGCUGACCUGACCUUAACCAAUCAGAGGAGACAGUCCACCUUUAUCCCUUGUGCUGGUUUAUCAGAGGAACCAUUUCUCUUUAAGACGAGGAAAAAAAUCCAUAUAUCAUUUUUUAUGCCAGAUGUGUCUUUUUUAAUAUCAUUUAAUAAAAAUCUAUUACCAGAAAUCUGAAUGUAAAUUGUUUUUUAUCCUAUCAGUAAUUAUAUUAAAUUAUGGUGGUUGUAGGUAUGCAAGGGAAGACUUUUAAUGGCAGUGUGCUGAAUCAGUCUCAUAUGGAAACAUGUAACCAAAUAUUACUGUUAGCUCUAGUGAAUCCAUACAAUAUUACACUGUUGCAUUCUGCGUGAAGUAGUUUACUGUUCAGACUUGCUUUGGUGUUGAGUAACUAGAUUAAAAAGACAUGAAAAGAUCAUGCUAUCAUAUUUACAUUGCGAUGUUGUCAUGUGCUUGAUAAUUUUCAUUUCCGGCCUAUUCACCACAGACAUGCUAGUAGUAUUAAGUUUAUUUUUAUCUGUCAUGUGAAAAUUGUCAGUAUCAGUCAAACAUACACUAAAAUAAACUAAAAGACACUAAAAA